UACAAACAUCCUAGCAACGACGGUUACCGGCAGCAGCAGCAGCACUCUGUGGUUUUCCGUUUUCCCCCGUUUACCAAUACAUCUCAUCGCCAUUUCUAGAUCGUUCUUAACAAUCGAAGCAUGAGCUACGCUGUACCUCCACCACAAUGGAUUCCGUACAGAUGAUAUCGCAUAUCGAACAAUCGCUCAACUAUUCCGUGUACGACGUCAAAUGGAUACCCUGCACGGCAAAGUUUGUAUCGCUCGGGUCGAAACCGAAAGGCACGGGCGUGGUGCAAAUAUACCAGCUCAACCGGGGCACGCUCGAGCUGGUGAAGGAGACGGAGCGGGAAAAGUCGCUGAAAUGCUGCUCGUUCGGUGCCUCCAAGCUGCGCACCGAGCACCUGGCGGUGGGCGAUUUUGCCGGCAAGCUGGCCGUGUACGAUCUGGAACGAAUGGACGCACCGCCGGUGUACGAGGUGGCCGCUCACGAUGGGAUCAUCAACACGCUCGACGCAACCGGCGGCUCGACGGUGAACUGUGGUGCGCCGGAAAUUGUGACCGGAGGGCGGGACGGUGCGGUGAAGGUGUGGGACCCGCGGCAACCGAACGAUCCGGUCGCAAACAUUUGCCCGGCCAGCAAGGACAGCCGGCGUGACUGUUGGGCGGUCGGGUUUGGUGAUUCGCACAACGCGGUAGAGCGUGUCGUUUGCUCCGGGUACGAUAAUGGCGAUCUGAAGCUGAUCGAUCUGCGCAAUCUGAAGCUGCGCUGGGAGACGAACGUGAAGAACGGCAUCUGUGCGGUCGAGUUCGAUCGGAAGGAUAUACGAAUGAACAAGCUGGCGGUCAGCACGCUGGAGGGAGGGCUGUUUGUGUACGACAUGCGCACGCAGCAUUCGCAGAAAGGGUUCGCCUCGGUGCGGGAGAAAACGGUCGGACAAUCGCUGGGCACGAACGGUGUGAUCGGUGGGGCCAAAUCGACCGUCUGGACGGUGAAGCAUCUGCCACAGAACAGGGACAUCUUUGUUACCGGCGGUGGGUCGGGCAAUGUGCGCAUAUGGCUUUACCACUAUCCGGAAAAACGGGUCACAACGCCGUCGGACGGGGAAGAGCAGGGCGUUGCAGGGACGCUGGAAAUGUUGCACGCUACCACGCUGUCCACGCAACCCGUGCACACCUUCGACUGGAGCCCCGACCGCCAGGGACUGGCCGUGUGCGGAUCGUUCGAUCAAACCGUGCGUGUGCUAAUAACAACCAAUUUGAAUUUGCAUUAAAUUUAAAGGUAGAUAAAUGGUUUAUUUGAA
Molecule: messenger RNA, 1283 nt
Organism: Anopheles coluzzii
Lineage: Eukaryota; Metazoa; Arthropoda; Insecta; Diptera; Culicidae
Gene: Wdr92
Product: dynein axonemal assembly factor 10
Exons: 2
Coding region: 147-1253 (368 amino acids)
Molecular function (GO): ubiquitin binding
Source: RefSeq, a predicted model, not a curated record